AUUAGUUACUUGACUCAACUAUUCUAAUUACAUGGUUAUAGACAUAUAAGUGAGGGUAUGAUUUUUCAAGAAAUCCUUCUCCGUUUGAGGAACAUAAAGGGACAGACAAAAAUGCGAAAAAAGGAAAGCCGUCACUGGGGAUCGAACAAGAAUCUCUGGUUCCGUAGACCAGCGCCUUUUCCAUUGGGUCAUGAAGUCCUUUUAUCUACUGUUUGUGAUUAACAGUAAUAAAAUUAAUUCAGUUCUUUUCAUUCAAGUUAAGUUGUUCCAUUCUUUGCCACCUUUUGCCGCCGAGUGAUCGAACCGAACCAACGAACCAGGCUCGCGAGCUGCACUGCAACAAGCUUUUUUGCGCAUACAAGUUUGGUGACGACUCACUUCUGCACCGAGCCACCUCCAACUACACUUUUUUUAUUAUUAUUCUCUGCCGGCGUGGCUUUCUUUCUUCUUUUAUAAAAGUCAUAUCAUAAUCAUAAUAAUAUUAAUCGAGUUUUCCGCAGAGAAAAAAAGGGGUCGAACGAGUGAAUCAGAACAUAAGUGAAGACUGCGAAUAUAGGAACCCAAUCCUAAUUCUAUUGAAUUUUUAUUUUUAGCGGUGGAAAUUCAUCAUCGAUCGCAUCUAUUCCAUAAAUAGCAAAUAGAAAACAAUGGGUAAAAAGCAAUCUUUUCGGAGCAAAGCAGCCUACUUCGUUUCUGAUCUCACCACUGGUCUUCUCAACCCUAUUUCUGACAACAACAACAACAACAACAAACCCCCUUCUCUCCCUCCUUCCGGAGAAGAAGAAAAAGAAGAUGUGGGUGAGUCAAAGGGUGGUAGUGAUGAUGUGAUAAUUGAUGGGCCUGAUACUUCGUCCUUCACUGCGUUUCUCUAUUCUCUGUUGUCUACUUCGGAUUCCGGGGAUAAAGUUGGUGAAGCUGAUAAGAAGAAUGAUGAUGAGGUGGCAGGUGAUGACUCUUUACUAUCAGACUCAGCCACGAAGGAAAGUUUUGUUGUGAAGAAAAGUUUGUUUUCCAGGAGCAAACAUUCACUUGGUAGGGCCAUUCACCAAAUGGGUGGAUUUAGCAACAGGGAUAGCAAUUACACCGACGAAGGUGGCGUUGAGAUGAAGCGCAUUGUGAAAGAGCCAUUGGCUGUGGCUGUGUCUGGGGUUGGUGAUCAUCUGCCUCAAAUUUCUGAGCCUUCAAUGCUUGUUUCCGAGGGUGUGCGAAAUGCGGUGUAUGCUUCACUGCCGGCACUUAUUCGUGGCCGGAAAUGGUUUAUGCUGUACAGCACUUGGAAACAUGGUAUAUCACUUUCAACUCUUUACCGGCGAAGCAUGCUUUGUCCUGGAAUGAGCUUGCUGGUUGUUGGAGAUCGUAAAGGGGCAGUGUUUGGUGGCUUGGUUGAAGCUCCUCUAAGACCAUCCAACAAGAGAAAAUACCAGGGAACAAACAAUUCAUUUGUUUUCACAAACACCUCUGGUUGUCCUGUUAUAUAUCACCCAACAGGAGUAAACCGCUACUUCACACUUUGCACCACUGACUUCCUAGCAAUUGGUGGCGGAAGUCAUUUUGCACUUUAUUUGGAGGGUGAUCUAUUGAACGGAUCAAGUUCGGUUUCAGAAACUUAUGGGAAUCCUUGCCUUGCACAUUCUCAAGAAUUUGAAGUGAAGGAAGUAGAGUUGUGGGGCUUUGUAUUUCCUUCUAAGUAUGAGGAAAUAGUGGAAUUGAGCAGAACAGAGGCACCUGGGAUCUGUCGCUGGUAAAUGUCUCUGGAUAUGUUUCAAUGCCUCCCUGUUUGCAUUUUAUUGAAUGGUCAUGCUGAGUCAUAAACAUGACGAUUUCUGAUAGAAAGGGAUGCAAAGUUGAUUGAUAGACGUUAUGGUGAAGAAAUUCCAUGUAGCAUGCUUGUAAAUAUUAGCAAGGCUGUAUACACUAUAUACAGGUUCAUACCCAUAUUGCAAAAUGGCCGAUUUUGUGUGGAAUAAAAACUGGAGCAAAUUCAUGUGAUUAUGAAUGAUGUUGCUAGUGAAGGAAAACGAAGGAUAACCCUAUUGCUCAAGCAUUGUUGAAGUUAGCUGUUCUGCAAACCAAGAUGCUUUAGAAGAAAGAGGAUGUCUUUUAUAUCAUGCAUAAGAUAAGAGGUGUUCACAAAUCACAAGGGAUAUUUUGAUAGGCUGGACUAUAUUUCUAUAUCUAAUGCCAAUGCUUCUUUCAUAUGCAGCAGCUCCAUCUCCAUAUCAGAUUUUUUUUUUGCCAUGCUGCAUCGUAUUACAUGGUUUUUGCAGUCUGCAUGACACACUAAGACUACCUGAUAUGUAGAGGUAGGUUAGCCAGAUUUAACAUCUCAGUUCCUUCUGCCCAAAUAAAAAGCUAGGCUCUCCAUGUACUACUUGUUGGGUAAUCAAUGCUCACACAAACAAAAUUAUCCGCCCCCACAAAGUAUUGUGAGAACACAACAAAGAUUACACAGUAGGAAAAAUAACAACAAACGCAAGAAUUUAAUGUGGUUCGAAA
Messenger RNA from Glycine soja, 2496 nucleotides. RefSeq lists its product as uncharacterized. The record is from RefSeq and is a predicted model, not a curated record. Bases 648 to 1745 code for a protein of 365 amino acids. The transcript is spliced from 8 exons. Lineage: Eukaryota; Viridiplantae; Streptophyta; Magnoliopsida; Fabales; Fabaceae.